AUGACCGACCCAAAGCGUGGCCGUGUCUACGAGACACAAACAGAAAUGGAGAUUGAGAAGGGCCAACCGAGGACGUUAUGGGGUGUAAUAAAAGAAGUGUUCAAUUGGUAUCCGUCUCACUAUCCCGCCGAAGAGCGAAAACUUUUGUUCAAGCUUGACCUCUCCAUCCUCAUUUUUGCAUGCCUGUGCUUUUUCACGAAAUACCUCGACCAAUCAAACAUCAGCAAUGCCUACACCUCAGGAAUGAAAGAGGACCUCGAACUCUACGGUAAUGAGCUCAACUACUUCAACGUGAUGUACUUCACGGCCUACGUCAUUGCUCAAAUACCCAUGCUCUUGCUCAUAUCCCGCCCCACGCUCGCCCGAUACAUGCUUCCUACCUUGGAAAUUGCCUGGGGCAUCCUCACGUUCGCGCAAAGCCGCGUCACCAGCGCACGACAGCUGUACGCGCUUCGCUUCUUCGUGGGGCUGUUCGAAGCCCCUGUCUUCGCCGGAACGCAUUUCAUCCUCGGAAGCUGGUACCGCAAGCAGGAGCUGUUCAAGCGGGCGGGUACCUGGUUCAUUUGCAACUCGCUCGGGACCAUGGUCAGCGGUUACCUUCAAGCUGCGGCAUACACGAACCUCUCCGGUGUCGCCGGUCUGUCAGGGUGGCGCUGGCUCUUUAUCAUAGAUGGAAUCUUCACCAUCCCCGUCGCUCUUGCCGGCUACAUCAUCUUCCCAGGCAUUCCCGAGUCGCCCAAGCCCAUCUUUCUGACCCAUGACGACAUCACCCUCGCCAAAGCGCGGAUGGCUGAGGAGAAAGUCCGACCGCCGAGCAAGCUUACCCUCGACGUCUUCAAACGCAGCCUGAGCCGAUGGCACAUCUACAUCUUCGUAUUCUGCUACAUCUGCAUGAUCAUCUCUUACUACCCCGUCAGCUACAUGAACUUGUGGCUCAAGGCCGAAAACUUUUCCGUCCCCCAAAUCAAUAAACUUCCAACCGCUCUGAAUGCCAUCAAUAUCCUCUCGUCCUGGCUGGGCACCACCCUUGCGACCAUCUAUCCGAGUUGGGUCAUCUACUCGAUUGCGAUGGCGGCGUGCGUCUUCUCGAGCAUUUGUAUGACCGUGUGGAAUAUCCCCACCGCGUUAAAGUUUGUCGCCUGGUACGCGUUCGGUCUGGCUGGUUGUUCGAGCCCAAUUUUGUACUCGACUGUAAACACUGUGCUGAAGGAUGAUGCGGAAGAGCGAGCGCUCACGGUGGGCGCUAUGAUGUCCUUUGGCUACAGCUUCAACAUAUGGGUCCCUCUGCUGCUCUUUCCCACGGCAGGAGACUGGGGAGCACCACAGUGGAAAGCUGGCUGGCCAAGUAGUAUCGCGCGAGAGAGGCGAGAAGAUGCUGAGGGUUCUGCGUAA
Messenger RNA from Lasiodiplodia theobromae, 1392 nucleotides. Its product is annotated as Vitamin h transporter. The transcript has 10 exons. Gene Ontology annotation, molecular function: transmembrane transporter activity. NCBI's taxonomy places the organism in Eukaryota, Fungi, Ascomycota, Dothideomycetes, Botryosphaeriales, Botryosphaeriaceae. Bases 1 to 1392 code for a protein of 463 amino acids. Gene Ontology annotation, biological process: transmembrane transport. Gene Ontology annotation, cellular component: membrane. The record is from RefSeq and is a predicted model, not a curated record.